Messenger RNA from Beta vulgaris subsp. vulgaris (sugar beet), 1071 nucleotides. RefSeq names its product probable ubiquitin-conjugating enzyme E2 16. NCBI's taxonomy places the organism in Eukaryota, Viridiplantae, Streptophyta, Magnoliopsida, Caryophyllales, Amaranthaceae. The record is from RefSeq and is a predicted model, not a curated record. The transcript has 6 exons. Bases 131 to 616 code for a protein of 161 amino acids.
GAAUCCAUUAUAAAAAAAACACUUACGUUUUUUUUUCUUUCCCUGAUUAUUGAAUUGUUGUCUUUUUCUCUCUCUCCCCCUCCCUUCGUUUACUCUCUCUCUCUUUCUUUCUCAAAUUAAUUGCAGGAAGAUGACCACCUCCUCCACAACUUCUCGCAAGACACUAAGCAAAAUAGCAAGUAAUAGACUUCAAAAAGAACUCGCUGAGUGGCAGCUUAAUCCUCCUACUGGUUUCAAGCAUAAAGUCACUGAUAAUCUUCAAAGGUGGAUAAUUGAAGUAAAUGGAGCACCAGGAACAUUGUAUGUAAAUGAGACAUACCAACUUCAAGUUGAUUUUCCUGAACAUUAUCCCAUGGAAGCUCCUCAGGUGAUAUUUUUGCCCCCGGCGCCGAUUCAUCCUCAUAUAUAUAGUAAUGGCCAUAUUUGCUUAGAUAUUCUGUAUGAUUCGUGGUCCCCAGCUAUGACAGUGAGUUCUAUUUGCAUUAGCAUUCUUUCAAUGCUAUCGAGCUCUACAGUGAAGGAACGGCCUGAAGAUAAUGAUCGUUAUGUGAAGAAUUGUAGAAAUGGACGAUCCCCAAAGGAGACCAGGUGGUGGUUCCAUGAUGACAAAGUAUGAAGUUUUAAACAAAUCUCUGUCACACUUGUUCAUGACUUCAGAUUAGUCUCCUAACUCUUAUAAAGAUUUAAAUGAAAGAGUAAAACCAUAUUGAAAGAGAGCUGUGUUGACAACCAGAUUGUUGUUGUCCUUCUGUUUGAUUGUAAAUCGGGAAGGCUUUAGUUUUGUAUAGAAGGAAAGAACCUUGUGCUACUUCAUAAUGUGUCACGGUAAAUGAAGCUGGGUUGUCCAUGGGUGGUUUGAGGAUGCUGAGAUACUUGAAUUGUAUGCUCGUAUGAAUAAACCACCCCCUCCCUCUCUAAAAAAAAUAGAGAAAAUGGCUCCACUCGUAUACUCACUUAAGAGAGUGCAAUAUGUUAUAGUUCUUGUCUCUAUAUCCACUGUUGUUUAUUUGGCUUGACACUUCAUUGAUGGUAUGAUGAAGUAUAUAUAUUAUCAUGAUACUAUAAUUUGUA